Molecule: messenger RNA, 876 nt
Organism: Nicotiana tabacum (common tobacco)
Lineage: Eukaryota; Viridiplantae; Streptophyta; Magnoliopsida; Solanales; Solanaceae
Product: monothiol glutaredoxin-S15, mitochondrial
Cellular component (GO): mitochondrial matrix
Source: RefSeq, a predicted model, not a curated record
UUUUUUAAAAAAGAGAGAGAGUGGAUAAGUGUAACACUUCAAGGGCAGAAUUGGUAACAAAAUAAUUUUUCGCCUGAAGAAGGGUUCAGAGGUACAAAAUUUACGAAGCCUAACCCCAAAGCACUGUAAUCUUCUCUUCUUUGACUGCUGAAAGAGUUUGAGCAAACUUUGGUUCUGAAAUUAUGGCAAGAUCAUUAUCUCAAAUGCUGUUGAAGCGUUUUGCAGCCUAUCCACUUGCUCGUUCAUCUACUAUUACAUCCAGAUCUAUUAAUCAGGGGGAAGUGUGGUAUUCAACUACUGUGCCUAGUGAUCCUGACACUCAUGAAGAUUUUAGACCCACUAGUAAGCUUGAGAGUUCAGGUCUUUCCCUGGAGAACAUUGUUGAGCAGGAUGUCAAGGAAAAUCCUGUGAUGAUAUACAUGAAAGGUGUGCCAGAGCUUCCUAGAUGUGGAUUCAGCUCAUUGGCUGUCAGAGUGCUGAAAGAAUAUAGCGUUCCUAUAAGUGCCAGAAAUAUCUUAGAAGAUCCCGAGCUUAAGAAUGCUGUAAAAGCCUUCAGCCACUGGCCCACAUUUCCACAAAUAUUCAUCAACGGGGAGUUUAUUGGUGGAUCGGAUAUCAUCCUGAAUAUGCACCAGAGUGGUGAACUCAAGGAAAAGCUGAAAACUAUCGCAGCCAACCAGGGGAAAGCAGAAUGAGAUAUAUUAUUGCAGAGAAUAGAAUAGUUCUACCAAUGUUUGAACUGUUGUAAUACUUCAAGCACUAAGUUUGAUAGUCUUUAGGCUUGCGAGCUGUAAUAAAAUAAGCACUUGAUUCCAUUUGUCAUAUUUUUGUGGAAACGAUGAAUUGUCUCUACUUGUUUAAAUUGUUCCAGUUCAA